This is a messenger RNA of Cladophialophora psammophila CBS 110553, 1350 nucleotides long. RefSeq lists its product as uncharacterized. The transcript has a single exon. The coding region runs from base 1 to 1350 and encodes 449 amino acids. Lineage: Eukaryota; Fungi; Ascomycota; Eurotiomycetes; Chaetothyriales; Herpotrichiellaceae. The record is from RefSeq and is a predicted model, not a curated record.
AUGCCUCAAUUCAAAGAUUUUUCGGAAGAGAGCACCUCCACCACGUUUUCAGAGGGUCUCAUGCGCUCACUUGUCUUAGAAGACCUCCUCGACAAGCAGCUUGCUCAUGACAUUCUGAAGCGAACACUCUCGGUUGGAUCGAAGCAGUCAACUUCAUCUGGUUUGGCGGAGCGGAUGAACGGGGUCAGAUUCGACAGUGUCGAUCAUCUUGGUUUACGUGACAUUGGACGCGGCAGCUGCGGGAGUGUAUUCGAGAUACCAGGAUCCGCAAAAGCAAUCAAGAAAGGCGCCAACCGCCAGGCAAUUUUCAGAGACUUCCACUUGACAGGCCGUGCCUACAACAGCUACCUCAUCUGGGCCGGCUUGUUCAGAGACAGCUUUCCCGAACGUCGUACGCCACGCGUGCCACGGGCACAUACUUUCCACAGUCCCGAGGCUCGUGAAUUCUGGACUGCGAACCUUUCACGAUUCCCCGAAGGAGACCAAACGAUAGCCGCGGUAUUCUACGUUGAGCGCAUUCUGCCAGUGCCCGCGCUUACGCGUGAAGCUCUAAUUCGACAAUUCUACCAAGAAGACAGGCACAUACAGCACGACGUAUUCAGCAACCCUCCCGACAAAGAUUGCCUCGUCCGCGUUUACUUCGGUGCGAACAAUCCAAACACCACCCUCUACAAUUCGACUGACACACUCCGAAAUUUUCCUCUUUACCUGGACCAAGCAAAAAUGAUUGGGCUCGAUGUGAAUGCUUUUGCGGAAGAGAUGGCAAUGGGACUUGCAAUUCUACAUUGGCAAGCGCAGGUUGAUGCACAAGACACCGAAUUCGUCAUCGGCAGCUCGACAUCAAAGCCAUUCAGCCUCGAAUACCUGGGUGAUGAGCCCACGGAGAUUCCAGUAUCCUCCGGUGACGAUUUUACGCAACGAGAGACCCACCUGUGGAUGUUGGAUUAUGAUAAAAGCUCCAACAUUAAUCUAGACGCCGAGGACCCAUCAUCAGAAGUAGUCAGGAAAUGCCUCGUCGCAGUCACUGGAAAUGACCCCUACUUCCCGCACCCCCGCCUCGAUCCCGACCUUUGGCGACGUUUCCGCAAAGCAUAUCUCAAGGCCAGCGAAAUCAUCAUCAGGACCCGGCAGCAACGGCUGAAACGACAUGUGGCAAAACUUCCGGCGAUGUUUCUCGAGCAGUGGGAACAAUGGGGUGACGAGGACAUGGAGGCAGACGGAUUUGACCCCUUCGAGAGAAAUUCUAGGGACGAGGAGGAAAGUGAGUCAGAAGCGGAUGAUUCCGAUGAGGACGAUGAAGGGAAUUCGGAAGAUGAGGAGGAUGAUCCUGAGGAGGACGAUGAGGAAUGA